UCCAUCCCAAGUAUAAAAUCUUUAGUCCCCUGGGUUGAAUACCCUCUUUUUUUUUAGAAAACUUCUCAUAGAAGAAAAAAUGCAACCCUCUUCAACUUUACGUGCUGCUCAUAAACCACUUAUUCGUUUCCUUGGUCCUAGAGCCAACCUCUGGAAAGAUGCUCCUCACCAUGUUGGUCCUCAUCCUUUGACACCUCCUAAUCUCGUCAAGCACGUUGCUCAACCUACUCAAACACCCACCAAGUCAGUCACAAGCAGUAAAAAUGCUAUUGAAUUUGGCCAGUUGGCACCCAAGUAUCAUCGUACACUUAUUUCAGAAGCAGAAAUGGAAGCUAUUGAGAGUGGUGGUGCUACUGCUUUGUUUUAAAGACAUGUAAAAUAAACCAUUGUAUUAUUCAGCGAAUG
Messenger RNA from Gilbertella persicaria, 405 nucleotides. RefSeq lists its product as uncharacterized. The coding region runs from base 80 to 367 and encodes 95 amino acids. The record is from RefSeq and is a predicted model, not a curated record. NCBI's taxonomy places the organism in Eukaryota, Fungi, Mucoromycota, Mucoromycetes, Mucorales, Choanephoraceae. The transcript is spliced from 3 exons. Gene Ontology annotation, biological process: 2-oxoglutarate metabolic process.